CCAUGUCGGCGCGUGGGACAGGGCUGGGCUGUGCUUGUGUGCCUCCCUCCUGCGAGGCUGGACCCUGUGUGGUCCUGUCCGCACUGAGUUGCGUGCCUGUGUGCUUGUGUCCUUUAGAGGUGCGUUUGCAAAUCGCUGGGGGCGGGAGUGGGGGUGGCGAGCGAGAGACCGAGGCGCUAGUGGGGGCGUCGGCGUGAGGGCGGGGAGCGGGGUUUCACAUUUUAUUCCAAAUUAUGAUGUAUUCGGGAGACAGUGUGGGCUUGGAAGGGCGGACAGACCCUCGCUGGCCGUCGCUGUGUCCGGCGCCGGGCUGUGCCUCGGCCUUUGAAGGGUGCGCUGGAGAGCAGAGGCGCUGCAGAGCUCGCGGGUGAGCAGAGCCCGCGGAGCCCCGCGCCUGCCAGCCCGGAGCCGGGGUCUGCAGUGCGCGCCGCACUUCGGCUUCGCCCAUUUCUGGUCAGUUUCGCCGGCGCGGCCGCGGUGGGCUGUGGGAGAGGCCGGACCGCCUAGGACCACACCGCAGCCUAACUGCUGGCCUCUCUGCUAGAGAGGCUCUGAAAGCAGAGACCCGGCGCACAGCCUGGACCCCUCCCGGUCGGAAGAGUGCAGGUCCUAUUCCUAGGGGCCAGUCUCUCUAAAUAUGCCCGAGGAUGACCGAGCGGCCGCCCAGCGAGGCGGCACGCAGUGACCCCCCGCUAGAGGGACGGGACGCGGCCGAGGCCCGCAUGGCCCCCCCGCAUCUGGUCCUGCUGAACGGCGUCGCCAAGGAGACGAGCCGCGCGGCCCCGGCAGAGCCCCCGGUCAUCGAGCUGGGCGGGCCGGGGGGCGGCCCCGCCGGUGGGGGCGGCGCCGCCAGGGACUUAAAGGGCCGAGACGAGGCUGCGGCCGAAGCGCGCCAUCGAGUGCCCACCACCGAGCUGUGCAGACCUCCCGGGCCCGCCCCGGCUCCCGCUCCUGCCUCGACUCAGGCCGAGCUGCCUGGCGACGGCCGCAUGGUGCAGCUGAGCCCGCCCGUGCUGGCGGCCCCCGCCGGCCCCGGCCGCGCGCUGCUCUACAGCCUCAGCCAGCCGCUGGCCUCUCUGGGAAGCGGGUUCUUUGGGGAGCCUGAUGCCUUCCCUAUGUUCACCACAAACAACCGAGUGAAGAGGAGACCCUCUCCCUAUGAGAUGGAGAUUACAGAUGGUCCCCACACCAAAGUUGUGCGGCGGAUCUUCACCAACAGCCGGGAGCGAUGGCGGCAGCAGAAUGUGAAUGGGGCAUUUGCUGAGCUUCGAAAGCUGAUUCCCACGCAUCCCCCAGAUAAGAAGCUCAGCAAGAAUGAGAUCCUCCGCCUGGCUAUGAAGUACAUCAACUUCCUGGCCAAGCUGCUUAAUGACCAAGAGGAGGAGGGCACCCAACGGGCCAAGCCUGGCAAGGACCCCGUGGGGGGAGGUGGUGGUGGUGGGGCAGGGGGUGGCGCACCCCCUGAUGACCUCCUCCAGGAUGUGCUUUCCCCUAACUCCAGCUGUGGCAGCUCCCUGGACGGGGCAGCCAGCCCGGACAGCUACACGGAGGAGCCAGCUCCCAAGCAUAUGGCCCACAGCCUCCAUCCUGCCCUGCUGCCUGCCACUGAUGGGGCCGGCCCCCGGUGAUGGGUCUGGGAGCAUUGAGGACAGGCCAGGAGGGGACCCCAGGCCACUGGGAUAGUGGGUGUCAGGGCAGGUGGGAUGAGAAGCAGGGCAAUGGAUUCUUGAUGAACUCCCCUUGAAGUCUGAACUUUGGGAAGCCCUAACGUCCCUGGGCCUGGAUAUCCCUGCUCAGUAGGAGAUUCUUAUUCCUGCCUCAGUAGGAGAACAGGAAAAUGGAGCAAAGUGGUAGGUACUUUUUCUGAAGAUGGCACGGUUUCCCCCCUCUCCACAAUCCCUAAGAGUUCCCAAGUAAGAGGCUUAAGUGUCCCUGCUUUUGACCUGAAGUUUGGGAACCCUGUCUUUGCCGGGACCUGGGGUUGUCAGCUGUCACCUGAGGCAUCCAAGGAGCCUCUGCCUUGCCUUUAGCCCCUCCUGAGUUGGCUGGGGUGGCUUUUGUGGCCGCUUCUGUCCAAAUAUAUAGGUACCCAAUAGCUGCCCAUUUCUUGAGCCUUGUCUUCACCCAGGCCCGUGUUGGUCCAUCCAGCUUGCCAGCUGCUGCGGGGAGUCCCAAGCCUCGAGGUGCCUUCUUCAGGGCCUGGUUGAAGAAGAUGGCCAGUGGACAGACUGCUUUCACCUGGGCCAGAGGGUCAGCAAACCCAGGAGCCCUUACUUUUUGCCCUGGCAAUCAGAGCUCUACUUUCUUCAUAAUAAAACUUGCCUUCUUGUCCUGCGGCUGUUGGAACUGAGUGUACAGCCUUGAACAUACCCUGUUGGGCUUUGUAUGAAGGCAGAGAAAAGGAAAAUGAUAUUAGAAAUGGAGCAAGAAAUAUUUUGGGCAUGUGGGCUUCAACUCCUACUGGUCACUGUUCAUGCCACUGAGCAAAUGCCAGUGUGCUGUUGGGAACCUGUUGCUGAGAUGUGAGGCCUAUGUGUGUUCUCUGAGAUGCUUGGAGGGAGUUCCCUGCUGCAACAUGUCUGUCUGCUGACGGUCUGUUCUUUCUUCUGAAUUGAGCACAAACUCUGUCCUAUGACCUUUUUUUUUUUGUAUUUGGAACUUUUGCUUGACUUCUGUUAUUGGUGGAAUCUUUAGGUCUUGAUAUGACCCAGGACACAGCCCCACUUCUAGAAGCGACUGGGGAAUCCAACCGGAGGCCAGGCCCUGGCUAAGACCCAAACAUACACACAUUCACUUAGCAGAACCUUAAGUACCCUUCCUUUGUGCAGCUUUAGGUCAUCCGGGGUGUAUAUGGUGUGGGAGGCUGGUUUAAUUCAAUAGGAGUGCCCACUCCGAAAGUUGUACAGGAAAUUUGUGUAAAUCAAAUCCUCAUUCUUCAUCUUAUACAGAAAUAAUUACUGAAAGUCCUUUUGUAAAGUGAAUCUUUUUGUAAUGUGGACCACUGUCUUCUUGCCUUCUCUGUCAAUUCAGACAGUGGGGUUUGCUUGCUCUCUCUCUGUCUUUCUUUCCCUCUCCUUCCCUCCUUCCCUCCUUCCUUCCCUCCCUCCCUCCCUCCCUCUCUUCCUUCCUUCCUUCCUGCUUCCUUUUUUUGGUGAUGGAGUCUUGCUGUGUAGCCCAGGCUGGCCUCAAACUCAUGACAGUCCUCCUGCUAAGCCUCCCAAAAGCUGGGAUUACAGGUGUGUGCCACAAUGCCCACCCAGGGACACGAUUCUUAAGGCCAGGCCUGCUUGAGAUGCAUUCCAGUCCCAUAUAAUAAACUGCACAGAAGUUCUGUGUAUCUGGCAUUGUAUUUAAGUUACUGCAGCCCUCGCCUACAAGGCUCUUGAGGUCGGAGGGAAAAUAUUUGAUGGCCCCAUCCUACCAGGCAGAAGCCUAUCAUGUUCUGAGCUUCAGCCCAGUGGUUGCACCUGCUGUGAUGGAGCCUUGAGUACAGCCCUAUGCAAACACGGGGUCCCAGCUUCUCUCCCCUUCCUUUUAAAUUGUGAGGUCUAUUUCUUGGGUUUGGGGACAAUACUGCAAACCACUGAAGCACUCUGAUUCUACAUCUCAUUUCAUACUCUCAAAAUUAUAUUUUGACAAAUGUGAGGGUUGGUUCUUUUCCAGGGCUUAGAAGAUCCCGUGAGGAGUCUCACCCUUGUAAACAUGGAGUAACUAACAAAACAUGGAGCAGCUGCCCUAGGCUUUAAGGCUGUGUUUGGUUCUUAGUUGAUUAGCUUGGUUAGCAAUGAAAAGCAGUUACAAGUGAAUGGAUGGGUUUUAUGAGAUGGGUCACACAUUCUCUCAGGACUUAAGCUUCUGGUUCCUUUUUCUGCAGUGUGACUGGGAUAGGUAUCUUUCUAAGUGUCAGAGUCUCAUAAUUACCCUGGCUUCGUCUGUCUCCUAGGGCAUCAAUUGUGAAAGUGGAAGUGUUUUUUUGAGGCCAUACCAGAGCUCUUCUUCAGGCUGAGGGUAUAGCUCAAGGCAGAGCACUUGCCUAGCAUAUGAGGUCCUGGAUUCAAUCCCCAAUUCUUCUCCCUUAAAAUAAAACAAAAAAGCACUAUUGCCUUUGGUACCAAUCCUGCAGGGUGGUUCUCAGCCCUGGGAAGUUGGCAUUUGGUUAAUUUAGGUUGUAAACUACUUUUGCCUGAGCUAUCUAGAUCCUCAUUUCUCCAGAUUGUCUUCGUUUCUGUCCCAUUCCAAGGUGAGGGAGAGCAGUGAGAAUGGGAAAGAGAUGCGGGAACGUGGGCAGACUAUAUAGAAGGUAAUCAGCUUCUUCCACAGGCCCAGGACCUGGAAGGAAGAGGCUUUAGGUCUUUGAAAGAACUAACCAAGGCCCCUAAUUUCUGUUCUCACCUUCCAUAACUCAUACUCUGCUCCUUCCUUUGCCUUCUCCUUGCCCAUGAAGAAAUGGCAAUGUUCCAAGAAUAAUAUCUGCAGUAUCUGUACAAAAGAGAAAAAUGUAAAGGGAAAAAACCACUUGGAGAACAAAGAGAAUGUGGAAGGAAUCCCAUCUUUUAAGAAGAAUUCAUAUUGUUCAUUUGUAGUGGUAAAUGACAAGAUGGUACAGCCUUUAUCCUUUUCCAGAAAUAAAACAGAAGGUGUCUGUAGUCAGCCGACAGCAUUGUGGGCUCCUGGGUGGGUCUAGUUGUACUUGUGAUUUCAGUGGUACUGACCCUGAUGUGAGGCCUGCCCUGCCCAUGUACAUAGCGCAGUUUCUGUGAGUGGGCUCAGCACUUUCCGUCAAUGUUGUACUGUAUGUGAUGAGUUGCAUUGGUCUCUGCAUUUUUCUGCAGAAGAGGAGUAACUGCUCCGGGUACCUUGACCUUUGUACGCCCAGAUACCAACACACUACGGGCGUGUGACUCUUUAGCAAACAAACCCAUGUGUUGAUGAUGUGUGUACAUAUAUAAGGUUAUAUGGAGAAGAUUUCUAAAUAAAAGUUUUACAAAGGG
Molecule: messenger RNA, 4991 nt
Organism: Heterocephalus glaber (naked mole-rat)
Lineage: Eukaryota; Metazoa; Chordata; Mammalia; Rodentia; Bathyergidae
Gene: Tal1
Product: TAL bHLH transcription factor 1, erythroid differentiation factor
Biological process (GO): regulation of transcription by RNA polymerase II
Molecular function (GO): protein dimerization activity; RNA polymerase II cis-regulatory region sequence-specific DNA binding; DNA-binding transcription factor activity, RNA polymerase II-specific
Source: RefSeq, a predicted model, not a curated record